Molecule: messenger RNA, 312 nt
Organism: Nezara viridula (southern green stink bug)
Lineage: Eukaryota; Metazoa; Arthropoda; Insecta; Hemiptera; Pentatomidae
Source: the annotation of a GenBank genome assembly
AUGAGCGAUCCACCUCCCACUCCCACUACUCUCCCUACCCCCACCACCAUCUUCCCUAAACCAGCUGUUCUCCCUGCCAUCACUACCUUGCCUUCUACCAUCAAUCUCCCAACCUCAUCCCAAUUUAACCCACCUUCUCUUGUAAGUUCCCUACCUAACCAAAAACCAUAUUCCUUGGCUCGAAAAUCGGCUAAAACUUCAGAAGCUAAGCCCACCACUGACGAGCUAUCCUCUGAACCGAAGUUUUUAACUUCUGAACAAUCAAAACCUACUCUUGUCACCACUCCCCACGCUUUUCAGGAUGACCAGUAG